Molecule: messenger RNA, 879 nt
Organism: Neocloeon triangulifer
Lineage: Eukaryota; Metazoa; Arthropoda; Insecta; Ephemeroptera; Baetidae
Exons: 6
Coding region: 33-764 (243 amino acids)
Source: RefSeq, a predicted model, not a curated record
CCUACGCGACAAAAGUCAUUCAGUCCGUCACGAUGCCUUCUUUCGCAGGUAUUGUACUUUUUACGGUCGCCGUGACCUUUGCGGCCGCGGACAAAUGCCCACCAAUCAGCUCGAUGGCCAACUUUAACGCUUCCGAAAUGACUGGCGUUUGGUACGACAUCGCUCACACACACAGAAGGACCGGACUUAAACUCAAGUGCGACCUGGUCAAGUUCACCUCUGACCCCACUUCGCCCACCAGGCUCGACUUCAACAGCUUCUCCUACAGUUCAGCGACGAAAAGCACAGUGUCUGUUGCUGGAAAAAUUGUCCCUCCUACAAAGAAGAGUGUCCCUGAUGGAACUCUGGCUGUUACCAUUCCGACCUUAAACAUCGAAAAGGCCGAGCUGAAGGUCUUGUCUACUGAUUACAGGUCAUUCGCUGUUUUUUAUGCCUGCCAAGAAUCGGAAAACGGAACCGCCAUGCCCACCGCUCUGAUUCUAACCCGCGAACAAACCCCCAGCUCAAAAUUGAAGCAUGCUGCUUUCAAAGUUUUGGAAAACAUUAAUUUCCCCAAGAAGAGCCUGAGGGAGACGAUUCACACCAGUUGCCACAGCUACGACUUGGCUUCCAAAGUUGAACAGCAAGCGUCCACUCUCGGUCACGCAACAAGCAUGGCGGGAGUCGUUUUGCUGUCAAAGGAGGAUCAUCACAGCACCGGAUUUUCAUCGACUGCCAAGCCUAAAGGUCUGGUCGACAAACUUCAAAAUAUCAAACUCUUCUAAUCUAUAUAUAUUUGAAUUAUAAAAAAUAAAAACUUCCUAAUUUGUUGAUAAAUAAUUUAUUUCCUACAGUAAAAUUGAUAUUCCAGAGGUGAAAAAAACAAUAAAAUUCAUCGAC